Messenger RNA from Prunus avium (sweet cherry), 3114 nucleotides. RefSeq names its product nitrate reductase [NADH]-like. Gene Ontology annotation, biological process: nitrate assimilation; nitric oxide biosynthetic process; sulfur compound metabolic process. The record is from RefSeq and is a predicted model, not a curated record. Gene Ontology annotation, molecular function: molybdenum ion binding; molybdopterin cofactor binding; heme binding. Lineage: Eukaryota; Viridiplantae; Streptophyta; Magnoliopsida; Rosales; Rosaceae.
AAAUAAAAUCCCACAGAAAAAGAAAAAGCACAGAACCCAAAAGAGAAAAAGAGUUUGAUCGGCCCUUUUCUCUCUCUCACUCUCACACUGCACGACACCAAAAAAGAGUGCACGACGCACACGACUGUUCGUCAUGACGGCCUCCGUCCAGAACCGCCAGUUCACCCGUCUCGACGCCCCCAUAAACGGCGUCGUCCGCUCCUUCAACUUCUCGGAUCUCACUCGCCCGAAAACUACGGCAAACUUCGUCGAACACGAUGACGCUUCUUACUUUUCUUCUUCCGACGACGACGACCAAAAUGACAACCCCGGCGCUGAGUACUUGGAUUUAAUCCGCAAGGGCAACAGCGAACUAGAGCCGUCGAUCUUGGACCCCAGAGAUGAGGCCACGUCGGACAGCUGGGUGCCCCGAAACCCAUCCAUGGUCCGCCUCACCGGAAAACACCCCUUCAACUGCGAAGCCCCGUUGGCCCAACUCAUGCACCACGGCUUCAUCACACCGGUGCCGCUCCACUACGUCCGCAACCACGGCGCGGUCCCCAAGGGCACGUGGCAGGACUGGACCGUGGAGGUCACCGGCCUGGUCCGCCGCCCCGCCCGGUUCACCAUGGAGCAGCUCGUCCGCGAGUUCAAGUCACGUGAGUUUCCCGUGACCCUGGUCUGCGCGGGAAACCGCCGGAAGGAGCAGAACAUGGUGAAGCAGACCAUCGGCUUCAACUGGGGCCCCGCCGGUAUCUCCAACUCGGUGUGGCGCGGUGUGCCGCUUUGCGACGUGCUCAAGCGGUGCGGGAUCUACGGGCGCAAGAACGGGGCCCUCAACGUGUGCUUCGAGGGAGCCGAGGACCUGCCAGGUGGCGGUGGCAGCAAGUACGGCACGAGCGUGAAGAAAGAGGUGGCGAUGGACCCGUCGAGGGAUAUAAUUCUGGCGUACAUGCAGAACGGCGAUCUGCUGAUGCCGGAUCACGGGUUUCCGGUUCGGAUCAUCAUACCCGGAUUCAUCGGCGGCCGGAUGGUGAAAUGGCUGAAACGCAUCGUCGUAACGACGCGGGAAUCGGAUAAUUAUUAUCAUUAUAAGGACAACAGGGUGCUGCCGUCGCAUGUCAAUGCGGAGCUUGCUAACGCUGAAGCGUGGUGGUACAAGCCGGAGUAUAUAAUUAACGAGCUGAAUAUAAACUCGGUCAUAACGACGCCGUCUCAUGAGGAGAUUUUGCCGAUAAACUCGUGGACCAGUCAGAGGCCGUAUACCAUGAAAGGCUACGCAUACUCAGGGGGCGGGAAGAAAGUGACACGAGUAGAGGUGACAAUGGACGGAGGGGACACGUGGCAGGUGUGCACACUAGACCACCAGGAAAAACCAAACAAGUAUGGAAGGUACUGGUGCUGGUGCUUUUGGUCACUGGAGGUGGAGGUCCUCAGCCUGCUUGUAGCCAAAGAGAUUGCAGUGAGGGCUUGGGACGAGACCCAAAACACCCAGCCUGAGAAACUCAUUUGGAAUGUCAUGGGAAUGAUGAACAAUUGUUGGUUUCGAGUAAGAAGCAAUGUGUGUAAGCGACACAAAGGAGAGAUAGGGAUCGUGUUCGAGCACCCAACUCAACCCGGAAACCAAUCGGGCGGUUGGAUGGCCAAAGAAAAACACUUGGAUUCUGAAUCCAACACAACCCUCAAGAAGAGUGUGUCCACACCUUUCAUGAACACCACUUCAUCCAAAACCUACUCACUGUCCGAAGUAGAGAAGCAUAACUCUCCUCAGUCCGCCUGGAUCAUCAUUCACGGCCACAUCUAUGACUGCACUCGCUUCCUCAAUGACCAUCCUGGUGGCGCUGACAGCAUCCUCAUCAACGCCGGCACAGAUUGUACCGAAGAGUUUGAUGCCAUCCACUCGGACAAGGCCAAGAAAAUGCUUGAGGACUAUAUAGUAGGCGAGUUAACCACAAAUUACGCUUCCGACUCCACAUCCAAUUCCCCUAACAUAUAUGUGCAUGGGCCACAUAGAACAUCAUCAGAAGAUUCUAUUUCAUUUCUCGUAACCCCAUUAGCCCCGAUCAAAGAAAUCAUCCCAUUAGCACCGAUCAAAGAAAUCACCCCAUUAGCCGGGAUCAAAGAACCAUUAGCCCCGAUCAAAGAAAUCACCCCAUUAACCCCAAUCAAAGAAAUCACGCUGGUUAGAAGCGUCGCGCUUACUCCACGCGCGAAGAUCCCAUGCAAGCUCGUGGCCAAGACAUCCAUUUCUCAUGACGCGAGGCUCUUCAGGUUUGCGUUGCCUUCAGAAGACCAAGUUUUGGGAUUGCCGGUAGGCAAGCACAUUUUUGUGUGCGCCACAAUUGAGGGCAAGCUUUGCAUGCGGGCUUACACACCAAGUAGCUCAAUUGAUGAAGUUGGCUACUUUGAUUUGGUGGUCAAGAUUUACUUCAAAAAUGUGCACCCUAAAUUCCCCAAUGGGGGGCUCAUGUCACAGCACUUGGACUCUCUGCCAAUAGGUGCAGCAAUAGACAUAAAGGGUCCAUUAGGGCACAUAGAGUACACUGGCAGUGGUCACUUUUUGGUCAACGGCAAGCCCAAGUUUGCAAAGAAGCUUGCCAUGCUGGCAGGUGGGACCGGGAUCACGCCCAUUUACCAAGUGGCUCAAGCCAUAUUGAAGGACCCAGAAGACGAGACUGAAAUGUAUGUGGUGUAUGCGAACCGCACAGAAGAGGACAUUUUGCUGAGGGAAGAGCUUGAUGCUUGGGCUAAGAAGUAUGAGAGGUUCAAGGUUUGGUAUGUGGUGGAGAAUGGCAGGGAAGGGUGGGAAUACAGUGUGGGCUUCAUCACCGAUACUAUAAUGAGGGAGCAUCUUCCAGAUGGAUCGGACGGUUCUCUUGCAUUGGCAUGUGGGCCCCCACCGAUGAUCAAGUUUGCUGUGCAGCCCAAUUUGUUGAAGAUGAACUAUGAUACCACAGAUUCGUUGCUGGUGUUUUGAAGUGUAUUUGUAGUGGUUGAACUUUAUAUGUGUACAUAUUUAUAUCAGUGUCCUUCCUCAAUUAUGUGUAUCUGUUCAAAUUUUUGUAUUAUUUUCCUUCCACUUUUCCCACUUGGAAAAAAAGUCAAAUGAAUUUCUCGUGUUGAGAAAUAUGUCAA